AUGAAUAAUGAUAUGUAUCAAAUUGAAGAUACUAGUUAUAAACUAAAGGAAGCUGAGGGUCUCAUCGGACUUUUGCAAGAUGAGUUAGCUGCAGUUAAACGUGCACACAGUGAAGUGGCGGAGGAGGCAAAACACUGGCGUGAGGAAACUGAGAACCUCAAGUGUGCAUUGCGAGAUAUACGCAGAGACAAUGAGCGGUUGACGGCUGAGAGAGACCAUGCGAUAUGUCAAGAAUAUGAAGCUAAGAAGGCCUCAGACGACCUCAAGAAGACCGAGACUACAGGCUGCAAAUGCCACUAUUACUAUCAUAACAACAUCACCAACAACAACAACAACACUGCUACUGUUACUAUAGAUAUCGAGACCUGCUGGCAACCCAUGAGAGAACAAUAA
Molecule: messenger RNA, 393 nt
Organism: Perkinsus marinus ATCC 50983
Lineage: Eukaryota; Perkinsozoa; Perkinsida; Perkinsidae
Exons: 4
Coding region: 1-393 (130 amino acids)
Source: RefSeq, a predicted model, not a curated record